Chlorocebus sabaeus (green monkey) is the source of this 6171-nucleotide messenger RNA. RefSeq names its product DGCR8 microprocessor complex subunit (gene DGCR8). Gene Ontology annotation, biological process: primary miRNA processing. Gene Ontology annotation, molecular function: double-stranded RNA binding; identical protein binding; primary miRNA binding. Lineage: Eukaryota; Metazoa; Chordata; Mammalia; Primates; Cercopithecidae. The record is from RefSeq and is a predicted model, not a curated record. Gene Ontology annotation, cellular component: microprocessor complex.
AUAGUCAGUUAUGUGCUGUGUUUUCUGGAUCAUAGUCAGUUAUGUGCUGUGUUUCUUGGAUCCUUAGCACCUUUGAUGGACACAUCUUUCGAGAUGUACUGUGUGAAAUUCCCAUUGGAUUCAGAAAUGUUAGGACAUCCUAGAAUCCAGGAAAUGGGGUGACAGCACAGUGGUCAUUGCCCUGCCAGUGUGUCCAGGCCCUGUAACCUUGUCUCUUGUCCAUGUAGUGCGUUCCUCAGAGUAGAUUGCCAGUGGAUAGUUGUUCAAUGUAUUGAGUAAACCUAAACUAGUCUCUGGUUUUCAUGUCAUGUCCCCUUCGAAGUACAGCCACCAUGCCCUAUCCCUUGUUAAAUGCGUGAUGUCUGCAUCUCCUGUUCUUUCUGGGAAUCUUGGGAGGAUGUUAUGUCAUGCAGUGCGGUUUGCAUGUGUGCAUCUUUACUGGUGUGCACGCAUGUGCAUGCAUGCGUGUUCCUGUGCACGUUCUGUGAGUGUGCAUGUGCGUGUGUCUGCAUGUGCUCCUCCUGCUCUGAUGCAAGGUUUUCUGGCUGCCCCCUUAGACCCAUCUUCCCUGCUUCAUGUUGUCCCUUUCUUCAUGCUUCAUCUGUAGUAAGGCUUCCUACAGUUUCGUCCUUAACCCUCAUCUCGGGGCGGCCUUCCUCCUGUGGGUUUGGCGACUACCUCCUCAGUGGAUCUUGGCCUUCCGUAUCUGGGCCAGUCAUGGCUCCAGAGUUGUGACCUCGGCACCUUCAGAGCCUGCCUGGAGGUCCCCUCCGUUCUCCUCGCCAGGCUCCUGCCUGCAUGCUGGAAUUUGGGUGUCCUUCCUUGUCUUUAGUUCCCUCUUUUCUCUGCUCUCCACCUCCACUGGGUCAACAAGUGCGGUCAGUUCUGUGACACUGUUCUUGGCCCAUUGCCUGGGCCUCUUUUACACCUUUGUCCUCUGGCCUGGAGGACUGUCCCCGUGCCUCGGGUGCAGUUGCUUCUGCCUGGCACAGCUGUGGGUCUCCUCUCUCAAGCAGAAACCUACUUGUGGCAUGAGAGUCGCUUCACCUUCAGUGGCUCCUUAUUGUCCCUAGGGCGGAACAGGCUGCAGAUGGCACCCAGGCCUCUCUGUGCCUCGGCUCCAGCUGUCUCUUGUGGCUCCCCACCCCAAAUCCUGGCAGGUCCCUUCCCCACAGCCACCCACCCCUCUCCUCCAUCGGGAACAGAACUAUGCUGCCACCUCUGGUGACCUCAGCACGCUGCAUCACUGUCCCCGUCCACGUGCUACCCUGUGGGCCCAGGAGAGCCCUGGGGUCCCUGAGUAGCAGAGCGCCUGGCCAUGCCUCUGAGGCCCCUAGUGCCGCAGAGUUGAGCUGAGGGUCUCGCGCUCGCCCUCUGACUGACCCAGCCCUUUCAGGUGAGUGGAUUGCUGUGCUCUAGUGGCCUGAGGGAGGCCACGUGCCUUCUGUGUGUUCCAGAAAGGGUGCCUCCCACCGCAUGCUUGCUUAUCUGAGUUAGAAGAAUGCUGUGGUGGGGUUUAGUGUAAAUUUUUAAAAUACUUUUUGAGCCUUAUGAUUAUAUAGUUUUUGUGUUUCUGAAGUAGGAAUUAAAGUGGGCAGUUAACAAAAUAUUUAAUUUUGGACUUAAGUUAUAAUUCAGGUUCUGAAGAAAAAAAGUAAGGUUAAUUUGUUCUGAUGCCUGAAAGGUCCUCUUAGGGAAUAUUAUUUGAAGCCCUUUACUGUGCUGUUAAUAGUGCUUGACUUUUAACUUGGUACCAGGGAAGUGGAAGGUUUCUGUCAUUUUGUGAUGAUAUUUUUAAAUUUCUUUGCAGGUAGAAGAAGAAAGGUGCCACUCCGGCAUGAAGACAGACUCGCUUAGUCGCCAAUCACUUAAGCUGAGUGCAUUGUGAUUUCCAAUAAUUGAGGCAGUGGUUCUAAAAGCUGUCUACAUUAAUGAAAAGAGCAAUGUGGCCAGCUUGACUAAGCCGCCAGCGCACAGCGCGGCAGGAUGCGCCUGGGUCUCAGCGGACUUUUGCAUGUUAGCUGUGUAGAUUUAUGUGAGGGCUUGUAAAACUCUGGUCUUGUAAACUAGUCUUAAGCGCUUUUAAUAUGGAGACAGAUGAGAGCCCCUCUCCGCUCCCGUGUGGGCCCGCAGGAGAAGCGGUGAUGGAGAGCCGAGCUCGCCCCUUCCAAGCGCUGCCCCGUGAGCAGUCUCCACCACCUCCCCUGCAAACGUCCAGUGGUGCAGAGGUAAUGGACGUUGGCUCUGGUGGUGAUGGACAGUCCGAACUCCCUGCCGAGGACCCCUUCAACUUCUACGGAGCUUCUCUUCUCUCCAAAGGAUCCUUCUCUAAGGGCCGCCUCCUCAUAGACCCGAACUGUAGUGGCCACAGCCCGCGCACCGCCCGGCACGCACCCGCGGUCCGGAAGUUCUCCCCUGACCUUAAGUUGCUUAAGGAUGUAAAGAUUAGCGUGAGCUUUACCGAGAGCUGCAGGAGUAAGGACAGGAAGGUGCUGUACACAGGAGCAGAGCGCGACGUGCGGGCGGAGUGCGGUCUGCUCCUUAGCCCUGUCAUUGGGGACGUGCAUGCUUGUCCCUUUGGCGGGAGUGUUGGUGACGGGGUAGGCAUAGGGGGUGAGAGUGCUGAUAAGAAGGAUGAGGAGAAUGAGCUGGAUCAGGAAAAGAGAGUGGAGUAUGCAGUGCUCGAUGAGUUAGAAGAUUUUACUGACAAUUUGGAGCUAGAUGAAGAAGGAGCAGGCGGGUUCACGGCUAAAGCAAUCGUUCAGAGAGACAGAGUGGAUGAAGAGGCCUUGAAUUUCCCCUACGAGGAUGACUUUGACAACGAUGUGGAUGCUCUGCUGGAAGAAGGCCUUUGUGCCCCCAAAAAGAGGCGAACAGAGGAAAAAUAUGGCGGAGACAGCGACCAUCCGUCCGAUGGAGAGACGAGUGUGCAGCCGAUGAUGACCAAGAUUAAAACAGUGCUCAAAAGUCGUGGCCGCCCACCUACAGAACCGCUGCCCGACGGGUGGAUCAUGACAUUCCAUAACUCUGGAGUCCCAGUGUACCUACACAGAGAGUCUCGGGUGGUCACCUGGUCCAGGCCAUACUUCUUGGGAACGGGAAGCAUACGGAAACACGACCCUCCUCUGAGUAGCAUCCCUUGCCUGCAUUAUAAGAAAAUGAAGGACAACGAGGAACGGGAGCAAAGCAGUGACCUCACCCCUAGUGGGGAUGUGUCCCCUGUCAAGCCUCUGAGCCGAUCUGCAGAGCUGGAGUUUCCCCUGGAUGAGCCUGACUCUAUGGGUGCUGACCCGGGGCCCCCAGAUGAGAAAGACCCACUAGGGGCUGAGGCAGCCCCUGGGGCCCUGGGGCAGGUGAAGGCCAAAGUCGAGGUGUGCAAAGACGAAUCCGUUGAUCUCGAGGAAUUUCGAAGCUACCUGGAGAAGCGUUUUGAUUUUGAGCAAGUUACUGUGAAGAAAUUCAGGACUUGGGCUGAGCGGCGGCAAUUCAAUCGGGAAAUGAAGCGGAAGCAGGCGGAGUCCGAGAGGCCCAUUUUGCCGGCCAAUCAGAAGCUCAUUACUUUAUCAGUGCAAGAUGCACCCACAAAGAAAGAGUUUGUCAUUAACCCCAAUGGGAAAUCCGAGGUCUGCAUCCUGCACGAGUACAUGCAGCGUGUCCUCAAGGUCCGCCCUGUCUAUAAUUUCUUUGAAUGUGAGAACCCAAGUGAGCCUUUUGGUGCCUCGGUGACCAUUGAUGGUGUGACGUACGGAUCUGGAACUGCAAGCAGCAAAAAACUUGCGAAGAAUAAAGCUGCCCGAGCUACACUGGAAAUCCUCAUCCCUGACUUUGUUAAACAGACCUCGGAAGAGAAGCCCAAAGACAGUGAAGAACUCGAGUAUUUUAACCACAUCAGCAUCGAGGACUCGCGGGUCUACGAGCUGACCAGCAAGGCUGGGCUGUUGUCUCCAUAUCAGAUCCUCCACGAGUGCCUUAAAAGAAACCAUGGGAUGGGUGACACGUCUAUCAAGUUUGAAGUGGUUCCUGGGAAAAACCAGAAGAGUGAAUACGUCAUGGCGUGUGGCAAGCACACAGUGCGCGGGUGGUGUAAGAAUAAGAGAGUUGGAAAGCAGUUAGCCUCACAGAAGAUCCUUCAGCUGCUGCACCCACAUGUCAAGAACUGGGGUUCUUUACUGCGCAUGUACGGCCGUGAGAGCAGCAAGAUGGUCAAGCAGGAGACGUCGGACAAGAGUGUGAUUGAGCUGCAGCAGUAUGCCAAGAAGAACAAGCCCAACCUGCACAUCCUCAGCAAGCUCCAGGAGGAGAUGAAGAGGCUGGCUGAGGAGAGGGAGGAGACUCGAAAGAAGCCCAAGAUGUCCAUUGUGGCGUCCGCCCAGCCUGGCGGUGAGCCCCUGUGCACCGUGGACGUGUGAGGGAGGUGGCACAGGCCAGGGCGCGGGGGCCGCCAGCAGCAUUUCUGAGGAGACCGGCAGUCAUGCAUCGUGCACCACAGUGUCAGGCCUCCAACCCAAGCUCCUUCCCUGUGGCCAACCUGUGGGCCUGGCCUGAGGGUGGAGGCUCUGGUGUACAGGGACAGUCACGGCCACACAGCACACAUGUGGAGCAGCGGCUCCCCCUGGAAGGCUCCAGGCCUGAAUGGAUGGACUCAGCGACUGCACCAGUGGCAGCUGGUGACUGUGAACAGUGGUGGACCUUGCUUCUGUGCAUCUGCUGCAGGCUCUUUUUAUGAAGGCUUUCAUGAAUUUUAGUAUGUAAUAUGCACUGAUGACACAUGAUACUUGGAUGACAGAUGAGAGGGGAUGGCUGAGUCCUGUGGCUGGCCCGUGAUGCCAGGUGGCCCAUGUGCCCAGGAUGCCUGCAGGGCUGCUGCAGGGACCUGGUUAGGAGGUGCACAUGGUGCCCUGCCCUCACCUGCCUUCUGUGUUUCCCCUUCUUUGAAAAGGUAGAACAGAAAAGAGUAUUUUAAACCUUUUUGGCUUAAAAUAAGCAGAAUUUUAGUAUCAGAACUACCUUUCUGGGAUUGGAGGCAAACCAUCAAGGUGGUCCCUCUUCAGUCUGGACAUGAUGCCAGCGAGGAUGAUGUCCCGCCACCUCCUGGAGUUGCCCUGGCUUCCUAAGGCCCCUUUUUCUGAUGAAGUCUUAACACCCUAAGAGCGCCUCUCUGGACACUGAGGCCCUCCCUGCCUUUCCUGGCCUCCGGCAACAGUUUUUUACAAAGAUUUUUUGCAGUCGAGUCCAUAUGUCCACCCAUUGAUUUUUAAAGCUUUUGUGGUAUCUUAGCAUUUUGAAAGAGACUUUUACAGUGAGAGUAGAAGGUAGAUUUGGAAUCAUGCAUUUUAGCAAGUGGACCUGUUUAAACAGGAAGCAAGGGCCUUCAGUGUAGCCCAUUCUUCAUCCAGAGAUGUUGACUGACAGCGGCUUCUCUGGAUGUCAAAGGCAGCUGCCCAGUGCCCAGCUUGCUUCUCGACUGGUGGCCCCUGUGUGUGGGUGUGGGAUGGAAAUGUGUUCCUGCCUGAGUCUGAGGCACCAGGGUGUCCUCAAAGGCACCUAUGCAGGGUGCCGUGUGCUUGUGGUGCACCAUCUGAAGCAAGAGUCCAGCAUUCUGCCGUGUCUGUCCUCCACCACACCCCCCACAGGUGGUACUGAUGGCGGUUUUUUUUUUUUUUUUUUUUUUCUUUUUUUUGUCAGGAGAACAAUGUUGGCCCAUGGGCCGCCCACAGCAUAUCCCUCCCUCACCACCUGUGUGACCAAGGUUGGCUUCUGUUGACCUUUAAAAAGGAAACCCUCAAGUUGCUGUAAUUAGAUACUUGCUUCUGUCUUGCCUCCUGUCUGCAGCUGUGAAUAGUCAUGUGACUGUGACUGUUGCCCUUAGCCAGCCAGAUGCGCCUGUGAACCAAAGCUUCGUGCACAUGUGUUCCCCUAAAGGCUGGGGAGCCUCGCUGUGUCUUGCUGUUCCCAGGCACCACCACCACAGCAGGUGCUGCCAUACUCUUGUGGUCUCCGUGCCCCCACACCCCCACCCCCACCCUUAUGCCAAGUGUGGGUGUGAAUCGUGCACACAGCCAUGCUUCAAGGCUAGGGCAGGGGAGCCUAUGCUGAUGCCAUCCAGGGCACUGGGCUGUGCCUGGAAGGCGAGCCUCAAUUGUCUGAACGCAUAAAGCAAACUGUCCAGAA